AUGAUCUGGAUCACCUACUUCGUUCAAGGUCUGGUGUCUGGCGUCAGUGGCUCUCUCCUUCCAUACAUCACGUCGGACUUUGCUUUACACUCCCUUACGCCUACUACAAGCAUACUGAGCGCUGUUAUUGGCGGAGUGACCAAUCUAAGCAUUGCGAAGGUUCUGGAUAUCUUUGAUCGUCCUCAGGGAUAUAUUCUCUGCGCUUUGCUGUGUACUGUCGGUCUUGCUAUGUCAGCCAGUUGUAACAAUGUCGAGGCGUACGCAGCAUCUCAAGUCUUCUACACAGUCGGAAUAAAUGGUAUAGGAUACAAUCUGAGUGUCUUCGUCGCAGAUACAUCCUCACUACGGUAUCGAGCCUUUUUGAAUGGACCUGGCUGGCGCUGGGCCUAUAGAACGUUCGCCGUUCUUGUUCCACUUGUGACUUUUCCGCUUUCUGGCCUUUUUAUGUGGCAGUUUUUCAAAGCUAAGAAGCUAGAUCUUAUACCAAAGAAUGAUAGUGGACGCACUACCUGGCAGUCUACCAUUUACUACUGCCGGGAGUUCGAUGCUGUUGGUCUCAUUCUAAUAUCUGCUGGCGUCGCGUUCUUUCUAUUACCAUUCAACCUUUACACUAUUGAGGCCAAGGGGUGGGGAUCUUCCCUUAUCAUCUGCUUCCUAGUCUUUGGAGUCGUAUUGAUCAUCGCUUUCGCCAUAUGGGAGAAGUUGUUCGCCACCAUAUCAUUCAUUCCAUGGUCUCUCCUCAAGGACCGUACAGUCUUUGGUGCUUGCCUCCUCUCCUUUACACUAUUCGUCAGUUACUCCUGCUGGGCCAGCUAUUUUACCUCUUUUCUACAAGUUGUGAACAGCCUUAGUAUUACCGAGGCCAGUUAUGUCAUGCAGACGUACACUGUCGGCGGUGUCCUGCUCGCACUCGUCACUGGCGGUGUCAUCAGCUUUACUGCACGAUACAAACCCAUUGCACUUUAUUUUGGUGUUCCACUGACGAUCCUGGGCAUGUCGCUCCUGAUUUACUUUCGUCAACCUGAUCAAAAAAUUGGGUACAUCAUUAUGUGCAUGAUCUUUAUUUCGUUUGCAGAAGGGGUCUUGGUCAUCUGUGCCGAGAUCGCCAUCAUGGCCGCCGCCGCAGAGCAACAAUACUUCGCCGUCAGUCUGGCGGUGCUAGGCUUGUUUGGAAACAUUCGUUCUGCUGUUGGUCUAACCAUUUCGGCUGUUAUUUGGCAGGGUAUAUUGCUCAAGAAGCUUUCUGAAAAUUUUCCAGAUAUAGAUCAAGCAGAUCUACUCCUAAUAUAUGAGUCCUUACCGACGCAAUUGUCAUUCCCGCCAGGAACGACUGAGCGCCUUGCGAUUCAACACGCCUAUAGUGACGCGCAGAGAGGAUUGUUGAUUGCUGGUACCGUUGUCUGGGUUAGCGGGUUAGCGGCGGUCUUAUUGUGGCGGGACAUCAGGGUUAUUGGUAUUCGCCAGACGAAGGGCCAGGUUGCUUAA
Molecule: messenger RNA, 1485 nt
Organism: Botrytis sinoallii
Lineage: Eukaryota; Fungi; Ascomycota; Leotiomycetes; Helotiales; Sclerotiniaceae
Exons: 2
Coding region: 1-1485 (494 amino acids)
Biological process (GO): transmembrane transport
Molecular function (GO): transmembrane transporter activity
Source: RefSeq, a predicted model, not a curated record